GUGAAAAACCGUAUGUAUGUGACUUUCCAAGUUGUAACAGAAAAUUCGCUCAGUCAGGCCAACUGAAAACCCAUCAAAGAUUACAUACUGGCGAAAAACCAUUCGUAUGCGCAGCACCAAAUUGUCUGAGAAGUUUUACUCACGCCAACCGUCAUUGUCCUGACCAUCCAGAUUUUUCUUUGAGAAGGUUUUCUUCAAAGCCAGAAGCCAACCUCAGUAAAACCUAUGAUGAAGGACACAAUGCUGAGGUACGGGAGUGGCUGAAAAACUGGGAUAGGCGUAAUAAGUCAUCUUCAGAAUCAAGCGAAAAUCUUUAUAAGACUCCAAAAAAAUCAAUCUUCAAAGCAGAUGAUUCGUUGUUCAGUAGCGGCACCUCAGAGUAUUUCUCAAAUUGUUCAAAAACCAGCUUGACUGAUGAUAUCGAGAACUCACCAAAUUCCGAUAGAGAAUACCCGGAAACUUCCAGCUACUUCUUGGGAAACUCAGAAUUUGAUAUGCAUUCUGAAACAUCACCAAAAAACACUUCCUCGGCUUCUGAACUACCAAAAAAGCGGUGGCUCCGCGAAGCAGUACAAGACCAAAGUCUUUGGGAUUCAACCAAUGAUCUCGCAUGUCCCAUCAAUUGGGGCGAAGAGGCCCUAACAGACCUAACCGAAGAGAAAAAGGACACGUGUCUACCAAAGGUGGCAGCUGAAAAUCAGACACGUCCCUCAGUAUUGAGAAAAAAGAUAAUCAGCAAGUGUUUUGGUGUUUAUACUGUUCAACAUGAAGAUAACCAUUCUUGAAGAGUGGCUGAACUGUUGUCAAUAGUAGAGUGUCAUUGUUAAGUACUGAGCAUCCUUAAAUUUUCUCUUGAACUGGUUUCUGAACAGUUCGUCAACUUCUAGAUUUUCUAUUCAAUUGUUUCGAUGUAGAAACAUACAUAAUUAGAGGUGAUUUUUGAGAAUUUACAUCAUUAAACCUUGGAACAAUGCAAAUCCAAACGUCUAGGAUUCAAAAGAAGACUUUCAAACGAUUGUGUAUUAGUUUCUUUGGUGCAUUGCUGUAAUUCUU
This is a messenger RNA of Leptinotarsa decemlineata (Colorado potato beetle), 1053 nucleotides long. Its product is annotated as pair-rule protein odd-paired-like. NCBI's taxonomy places the organism in Eukaryota, Metazoa, Arthropoda, Insecta, Coleoptera, Chrysomelidae. The record is from RefSeq and is a predicted model, not a curated record.